Messenger RNA from Neopelma chrysocephalum (saffron-crested tyrant-manakin), 1288 nucleotides. RefSeq names its product dual specificity phosphatase 3 (gene DUSP3). Lineage: Eukaryota; Metazoa; Chordata; Aves; Passeriformes; Pipridae. The transcript has 3 exons. Gene Ontology annotation, biological process: negative regulation of MAPK cascade; protein dephosphorylation. Gene Ontology annotation, molecular function: protein tyrosine/serine/threonine phosphatase activity; MAP kinase phosphatase activity. The record is from RefSeq and is a predicted model, not a curated record. Bases 79 to 492 code for a protein of 137 amino acids. Gene Ontology annotation, cellular component: cytoplasm.
UGGCACCCCAACAAGACCGUCCCCAGCUGGCGGCCGGGCGGACCCCGCACUCACCGAUGGUUCAUAGCCAAGAACAUCAUGAGGCUGCAGCGUCUGGGGAUAACCCAUGUUCUGAAUGCAGCAGAAGGGAAAUCAUUCAUGCAUGUGAACACUAAUGCAGAGUUCUAUGAAGGCACAGGCAUCAGAUACCAUGGCAUUAAAGCUAAUGACACACAAGAAUUUAACCUCAGUCGCUAUUUUGAGGAGGCAGCUGAUUUUAUUGAGAAAGCACUUGCCCAGAAGGAUGCACAGGUGUUCGUGCACUGCAGGGAGGGUUACAGCCGCUCCCCCACGCUGGUCAUCGCCUACCUCAUGCUCCGGCAGAACAUGGAUGUCAAGACUGCCCUGUGCACGGUGCGGCAGAAGCGGGAGAUCGGCCCCAACGACGGUUUCCUGAGGCAGCUCUGCCAGCUCAACGAGCGACUAGUGAAGGAGGGCAAACUGAAGCCCUAGGACGGGAGAGCGCUGUAGUACUUUUUUUUUUUAAGUUUCUCAAACCUUUAGAGGACAUCUUAGGUGCUUUAGAGGCCCCCCUCAAACCCCAACCACCAAGCUGAAGAGAGACAGAAUUCCUGCUCGUCCGGUGAACUCUGGGACUGCCUUUCGAGGUGGCGCGAAAUUGUGUCGCCGUUUGGAGCUGUUGCAAUAAAGAGGUGUUUUUAGAGGGAUAACUCCAGCUAUCUUCACGUGUAUGUCAGAGCCCCUGAAGACUCCAUAGCAUAUGUGGUUUGCACUGACACUGAAUGUGAUUCAUUUAAGCUUUGUAAUGUAUCUCACCAGAGCACGGGUUUCUGAAAGCCCCAACACAUCUCUUCACUCACUCUUAACAGAAGCACUGUAAUUUCUAAAGCUUCUUUUUCGUGCACAGAGGUGCCUGAUGUUUGAAUGUAGGAGCUGAAAGGAAUGGAGAAGUGUAUAUACAAAUGCACAGAUGCACUGGUUUGUAAAAUGAAGUGUAUGCAGUGUUUGGUGUGGAUUUAUGCAAUACACAGUGUGUAAUAGUAAAGCCAUUCAGAGCCCACACUUGAUGCACACUUAUUUCCAAGAAUAGUUGUACCUCUUGCUGUUGUGAUUGACACGAAAUAGUGUGUUAUUAAAUGCCCUUUUAUUUUUGUUUUGAAGUCAUACUAGAAAAAAUGUCAACAGCAAAUGCUGAGGAAAAGUCUUGAGCAAGGAACAAAUAAUGUUUGUAUUUAGGAGUGCUUGUACUGGAUGUAUGAUAAAGUCCUAAGUAUCAGAAUGUGAUGGC